This is a messenger RNA of Solanum dulcamara, 1799 nucleotides long. Its product is annotated as sucrose-phosphatase 1-like. Gene Ontology annotation, biological process: sucrose biosynthetic process. Bases 72 to 1463 code for a protein of 463 amino acids. The record is from RefSeq and is a predicted model, not a curated record. The transcript has 9 exons. NCBI's taxonomy places the organism in Eukaryota, Viridiplantae, Streptophyta, Magnoliopsida, Solanales, Solanaceae. Gene Ontology annotation, molecular function: sucrose-phosphate phosphatase activity; magnesium ion binding.
CAAAAGAAGCCCAAAGGAAUUGGAAAAAAAAACACAAAUUAACUGUCUUUUUUAAGUCUGUGCCUUCUCUUAUGCUAAGGUUCAAUUUUUCUGGUUUCCCUCAUGGCUGCUGCUGCUGCUCCACUCCCAAAAUUCCUUCUUUCACCUCAUUUCAGAGUGAAGCUAAUAUCAAAUCAACCAUGGAUCGGCUAACUAGUGCAGCACGUCUCAUGAUAGUCUCAGAUCUUGACCAAACAAUGGUCGAUCAUCACGAUCCUGAGAACCUCUCUCUGCUUAGAUUCAAUGCUUUAUGGGAAACCAAUUAUCGCGAAAACUCCUUGCUAGUGUUCUCAACUGGGAGAUCACCAACACUUUACAUGGAGUUGAGAAAAGAGAAGCCCAUGCUAACUCCGGAUAUUACCAUUAUGUCUGUGGGAACUGAAAUAACAUAUGGUAACUUUAUGUUGCCAGAUGAUGGUUGGGAAGCAUUUUUAAAUAACAAAUGGGAUCGGAAAAUAGUAACAGAGGAGACAAGAAAAUUUCCUGAACUCACACUUCAGUCUGAAACAGAGCAACGACCUUACAAGGUCAGUUUCUACAUUCAGAAAGACAAGGCUCAAGAUAUAAUGAUAACUCUUUCCAAACGCUUGGAAGAACGUGGGUUGGAUGUCAAAAUAAUUUACAGUGGAGGGAUGGCUUUAGACAUUUUGCCGCAAGGUGCUGGCAAAGGACAAGCACUUGCAUAUUUGCUUAAGAAAUUAAAGAGCGAAGGCAAAUUACCAAACAAAAUACUUGCCUGUGGUGACUCUGGAAAUGAUGCUGAGCUUUUCAGUAUCCCAGAUGUUUAUGGUGUGAUGGUAGCGAAUGCACAGGAGGAAUUAUUACAAUGGCAUGCUGCAAAUGCGAAAGAUAAUCCAAAAAUAAUUCAUGCAACAGAGAGAUGUGCCGCGGGUAUAAUACAAGCCAUUGGGCGUUUUAACCUUGGACCAAGUACCUCUCCUAGAGACGUUACAGAUAUGUCAGACACCAAGAUGGAGAACUUUGUUCCUGCAUAUGAAGUUGUCAAAUUUUACCUGUUUUUCGAGAAAUGGAGGCGUGGAGAGAUUGAGAAUUCUGAUCUUUACUUGUCGAAGCUGAAAGCAGUUUGUAGACCAUCUGGUACUUUUGUGCAUCCAUCUGGAGUUGAGAAAUCUCUUGAGGAAUGCGUAAAUACAUUGGAAAAGUGUCAUGGAGACAAAAAGGGUAAACAAUAUCGUAUUUGGAUUGAUCAAGUCUUGCCUACACAGGUUAUUGGUUCAGAUUCAUGGUUAGUGAGUUUCAAAAAAUGGGAGCUUUGCGGCGAGGAGCGACAGUGUUGCAUAACUACUGUCUUAUUAAGUUCAAAGAAUGUGACAGUUGCAGACGGGCUCAUUUGGACACACGUGCAUCAGACUUGGCUGCAGGGCGCGGAGUCAGCAAGUGACUCCACGACCUGGUUCUUCUAGGUUUGACUCUGAAAAGUCGGCGUUCCUUUUACCAGUGCACAUUGUCCCUCUUACACUGUUUGUUCUCAUUCUUCCUUGAUGAUGAAUGUAUUACAAACCCAAACCCGAAAAGAAGGGUAAUCGUUUAGGUAAUAAGAAGUAUUGCUCUUCUUUUCGACAGUUGUAGCUGUAAAAUUUAUCGUUAUAGAACAUUAGUUGUAUGCUAAAUUUUCAAAAGUGUGAGUUUUGGUUUGAUUCAGUGACAUUUCUGGGACAUGUGGUCUCGAGAUAAGGAAUUUGAGUUCCUCUUUGUAAGGAGUACUUGUUCAUAAUGAAAAUCACAUAUAAUCAUCUCUA